Rhagoletis zephyria (snowberry fruit fly) is the source of this 1776-nucleotide messenger RNA. RefSeq names its product PAB-dependent poly(A)-specific ribonuclease subunit PAN3-like. The record is from RefSeq and is a predicted model, not a curated record. Gene Ontology annotation, cellular component: PAN complex; P-body. Gene Ontology annotation, biological process: nuclear-transcribed mRNA poly(A) tail shortening; mRNA processing. Lineage: Eukaryota; Metazoa; Arthropoda; Insecta; Diptera; Tephritidae. Gene Ontology annotation, molecular function: poly(A) binding.
UUGCGAUGGGCCCCCUAAUAUGUAUAUAUUUUUGCAGUUUGGUCAGAACUCUCGCGUACAAAUAAAAAUACAAUGCAGCUUUGCUCAAACGACGGUCAAAAUACCGAAAACGAAUAAAAAAAAAUUACAGAAUAUAUAUAUGUAGAUAAUAAAGUACAAAUAUCAUUAAAAGCAAAAAAAAAAACAGAAAUAAAACUGGGAAACCUACCUAAAGCUACUAAAACACGAAAAAAAUCAGUGCCCCGCUAAAACGACGGCCUGCCCGAACACAUCCACGAUUACUUCACUAACGAGGAGCACGACGAGGCGAAAACUCCACCGCAACCGACAAUCCCCACACUCGUCAGAGUGUUGCGGUGAAAAAUGUCAACAUUCUUAAACAACUUCUUCCCAGCUGAUACAGCUGCAAUGGAUCCUCUGUUUUAUCCGCCUUCGAACGGUAUUCCUUCAGAAAGUAAACUUGCAACAUACAUGGUAACUCCGCAGUCACCCGAAUUCAUUCCAACUCGCAUAAACGCGUCACCAAAUUUCUAUACACCUUAUCAUACGCCUAUGCUGAAUAAUGGUCUUGGCAAUGCUGGUGUCAACGUAGCAGGUGGCGUUAGGCCCUCGGCCGCUAAAUCGGUAAGUGGUACUCCCUCGUCUUUGCUUGGUCUGCAGAAAGCCACUGCUGCCGCGGUAGCUCAGCAGAAGCAGCUACAACAACAACAGCAGCAGCAGCAGCAACAACAUCACCAUCAACAACAACAAUCACAACAACAACAGCAGCAGACGCAGUCGUCACGCGCCCUGGUGAACGGUGUUAUACCGACGACCCAGCAGCCGACUGGCACUCAAGCAUACGUCAACAUGGCGACACCACUGAAAGUGCGCAGCAAUAUGCUUCGAAACGAAUCACCCACUACCCAUGGAGUUGGAGUUGGAGGUGGCAGUGGUGGUGGUGGUGGUGGUGGUGGUGGUGGUGGUGAAAAGUCUCCUCCGCGCAUCACACCUCGCACCUCACCCAUCCCAACAACGCUGCCGGCGAGCGUACAUCAGGAAAAUGUAGGCGGCACGAUAUACUUCUAUCCAACUGCCAAUCAUACAGCCGCCGCAAAUAACAGUGCCGUGGUGAGUAAUGUGGCUGAUCCCGUAAGCGCCCAUCGUGCUGCACCAUCGGCGGUAGCGCCAAUACCACCUGUGCAACCGCCAUUGCUAUACACGGGUCAUCAUGUGUAUCCAGGUCCGGCUUCCAACUUGAUUGCAUUACAACCGAAAACACACUUGGAAUCUGCCUUCUUCCUGCCUGAUGAGAUACGUUCAGAAAUUCUUGCCCGCAAUGAGAUCUCGAAUUUAAUGCUCGACCCAGCCGAAGCGACGCAACAUGCGCUUCCUCCGGAAGUGGACAACUAUCACUCAUUAUACCCAUUGGAGCCAGUACAGGCGUUGCACGGCAAACUCACAAUACUUGCAUCUACCUAUAAGGCCACACAUAGCACCACGGGCAUUAAAUACUGUUUGCGGAGGUUACAUGGUUUUCGUCUCCAAUCAACAAAGUGCAUGGCUAUCGUGGAGAUGUGGAAGAAGUUACAACAUUCGAAUGUGGUACAACUGCGUGAAGUAUUCACGACAAAAGCAUUUGGUGAUAAUUCGUUAGUAUUAGUUUAUGAUUAUCAUCCCGGCUCACACACCUUGCUUACAAAGUACUUUACGCCCACACAGGAGCCCAAUGGCUAUCCCGAUCCAUUCCAAGGCGAUGCGCGCCCAUUCAGCCACAAGAGCAACUUGCAACGCAAC